This is a messenger RNA of Monomorium pharaonis (pharaoh ant), 2890 nucleotides long. RefSeq names its product DNA replication licensing factor Mcm5 (gene Mcm5). Gene Ontology annotation, cellular component: MCM complex; nucleus. Gene Ontology annotation, molecular function: ATP binding; 3'-5' DNA helicase activity; single-stranded DNA helicase activity. The record is from RefSeq and is a predicted model, not a curated record. Gene Ontology annotation, biological process: double-strand break repair via break-induced replication; DNA replication initiation; DNA replication. The transcript is spliced from 10 exons. Lineage: Eukaryota; Metazoa; Arthropoda; Insecta; Hymenoptera; Formicidae. Bases 500 to 2806 code for a protein of 768 amino acids.
GAAGGGACCGCUUUGUAGGGAUGGAAGAAAAUGUUGAACGCAUAUAUUCUUUUAUUAGAUCUUAGAUUAGCUGGAUUGGCUUGAAUGUAAAAAUAGCAGACUACAAAAUUUGCAAUCGAUGAUUUGUUUUCUUGCUUAUUUUUCGUAAAUUAUAAUUUAUUUAUGAAAAUAUAUAUUUUUAAGUUAACUAUAAAUCUAAUUAAGUAAUUUUUUAAUUGAAAUAAUGAUCAUUUAGUUUUGCAGUUGGAAAGGAGGGGAUUUAUAAAUUAAAAUCAGUCUUUUUUUUAGGUUAAUCGAUGAGACUGGUCCACAAAAUAAAUACGGGAUAAUUCUAUAGAUUAAAAAUAUAGAAGAAUAGAGAGAUAAAAGUAGAAAGAUAAGAAUAGAAAGAUUUGAUUUUACAGUAGUGUUGAGAAUAAAAACAAGGUUCGAAAGUAUAUAAACAUUGGAAGUCGUCCAACAACCAAUCCCCUGCCGGCAUUCAGAUAAUGUCGUGUUCAUGAAAUACCGGCCCAAGUCCGUCCGCAUGUGUAUCGGCUUUAAAAGUAUCUCGAAAGUUUCCCGCCGAAAACGCGGAUUUCAGCGACGAACGACCGGAUCGUGCGAAAUGGAGGGCUUCGACGACCCAGGGGUGUUCUUCUCGGAUAAUUUCGCGGUGGACGAGGUUCACGAGAAUCGCGUAAAUCUCCAACACUCGAAGAAGAAAUUUAAGGAGUUUAUCCGGCAGUUUCACGAGGGUAACUUCAACUACAAAUAUCGGGAUACCCUGAAACGAAACUACAAUCUUGGCCAGUAUUGGCUGGAGAUCAAUCUUGAGGACUUAGCGGCUUUCGACGAGUCCCUCGCGGAGAAGAUCCAAAAGCUUCCCACGGAGUACCUGACUGUUCUUGAAGAAGCUGCGAAAGAUGUCGCGGACGAACUCACGGCACCUCGACCCGAGGGCGAGGAAAAGAUGGAAGAUAUUCAGGUGUUGCUAUGUUCGGACGCUCAUCCGACCUCCCUGAGAGGAAUGAAGCCAGAUAUUGUUUCCAAGCUUAUCAAGAUUCCUGGCAUAAUUGUCUCUGCAUCUGGCAUCAGAUCGAAGGCGACAAAGAUUGCAAUACAGUGCCGCUCUUGCAAAGUUACUCAGGUCAACAUUCCUAUCAAGCCUGGUCUGGAAGGAUACACACUACCUAGAAAAUGUUCUACGGAGCAGGCUGGUCGGCCGAAGUGUCCUCUGGAUCCAUUCUUCAUAAUGCCGGACAAGUGCCACUGCGUGGACUUCCAAGUAUUGAAGCUCCAGGAGUUACCAGACCACAUACCACAAGGCGAGAUGCCCCGGCACUUGCAACUGUAUUGCGAUCGAUAUCUGUGCGACAGAAUCGUGCCUGGUAACAGAGUUCUAAUUCUCGGGAUAUACUCCAUCAAGAAGGUGUCUAAGAUGAGUGGCAAGAGUGCGGGUAAGGAGAAGGCAUUAGUGGGCGUUCGAGCACCAUACAUUCGCGUUCUUGGUAUCUCUGUGGAUGGAGAAAAUACCAACAUAGGAACCCAGCCACCUGUUACAUCUGAGGAGGAGGAUCUUUUCACGCGUUUAGCAACGGAUUCUAAUCUAUACGAGAGAAUCGCGAAGAGCAUAGCACCCAGUAUUUUCGGUGCGAUAGACAUCAAGAAAGCUAUUGCGUGUUUACUAUUCGGCGGAUCGAGGAAACUAAUGCCGGACGGCUUGUGCAGAAGAGGUGACAUUAAUGUCCUAAUGCUGGGUGAUCCGGGUACCGCGAAAUCACAGUUGUUGAAGUUUGUAGAGAGAGUUGCUCCCAUAGCAGUUUACACGUCGGGAAAAGGUAGUUCUGCAGCCGGUUUAACGGCAUCUGUAUCGAGAGAUCCAGUAACUAGGAACUUUGUCAUGGAAGGUGGUGCAAUGGUUCUUGCGGACGGUGGAGUCGUUUGCAUAGAUGAGUUCGACAAAAUGAAGGAGGACGACAGGGUGGCGAUACACGAGGCUAUGGAACAACAAACGAUCUCCAUAGCAAAGGCAGGAAUCACGACAACGCUGAAUACACGAUGUUCCGUGUUAGCGGCGGCGAAUUCGGUCUUCGGCCGUUGGGACGAUAUAAAGGGAGAGGAGAACAUAGAUUUUAUGCCGACGAUACUGUCACGUUUUGAUAUGAUAUUUAUUGUUAAAGAUGAGCAUGAACACAACAGGGAUGUAACACUAGCUAAACACGUUCUGAACAUUCACUGUAAUGCUGGUCAAAUCACAGAGCAAUCGGUCGAAGGUGAAAUUCCUGUACACAUUCUCAGAAAGUAUAUCAACUAUUGUAGAACGCGUUGUGGUCCGAGACUUAGUGCAGAGGCAGGCGAAAAAUUAAAAAAUCGUUACGUAAUGAUGCGAGCUGGUACACGAGAACAUGAGAAAGAUUCUGAAAAAAGAUUAUCGAUACCUAUAACAGUCCGGCAGCUUGAAGCUAUUAUACGAGUCUCAGAAGCCUUAGCCAAAAUGCAAUUACAACCCUUUGCUACUGAAGUCCAUGUUAACGAGGCCUUAAGACUCUUCCAAGUAUCUACAUUAGAAGCCGCAAUGUCCGGUUCAUUAGCAGGAGCAGAAGGAUUUACCUCGGAAGAGGAUCAUGAAGUACUGUCCCGCAUUGAAAAGCAAUUGAAGAACAGAUUCCCAAUUGGACAUCAAGUAUCUGAACAAAAUAUAGUGAAAGAUUUUCUUAAGCAGUCAUUCCCGGAACGCGCUAUUUACAAAGUUAUACAUACAAUGAUACGCCGUGGUGAGCUUCAACAUCGUUUGCAACGUAAAAUGUUGUACAGACUGCAUUGAUAAAUAACACAAAAAUCCUCGAUGUAUAAUCACGUAACAUAUUGUUGUGCUCGUUUGUAGUAUGUUAAUGUAAUUCUCUCUCAA